Messenger RNA from Rhodamnia argentea, 828 nucleotides. RefSeq names its product transcription factor SRM1-like. Bases 71 to 772 code for a protein of 233 amino acids. The transcript has 2 exons. Gene Ontology annotation, molecular function: DNA binding. The record is from RefSeq and is a predicted model, not a curated record. NCBI's taxonomy places the organism in Eukaryota, Viridiplantae, Streptophyta, Magnoliopsida, Myrtales, Myrtaceae.
UCACCUCUUUCAAAAAUCCUCAUGUUCCUCUACUAAAGAUUGAAGAAAGCUUCUGGUCAUCCUAUCAAAGAUGUGGGACGUUCUUUCCUGCUUCUUAAGCCCUCUCUUGUGCCUGCUCAUGAUCGAUUCCUCGCAGAAGGCUAUGGCGAAUCCCGAAUCGGCCGAUCUUCAAGAACCCGAGGGCCACUGCAAGAAUGGUUGUUGCGCCGGCAUCUGGACUUUCCAAGAGAACCAGCGGUUCGAGAGCGCCUUGGCUACGUUAUCCGGCCCGAUGGACAUCUCCUUGUUAUGUGAUUUCGUCAAGAAGAUCACUCCCGAGUUCCCCGGGAAGUCGGCCGAGCAGCUAGGGAGGCAUCUCGAGGCGCUGUGGCACGACGUGGACUUGAUAGAAUCAGGUGAAGUCACGUUCCCGGGGCAAUGGCCGGCGGACGAGGAAGGCGGGCGUGGGCGCGAACGGAAGAGAGGGAUGGCAUGGACUAAAGAAGAACACGAGCGAUUUCUAAGCGGAUUGGAGAUAUACGGCAGAGGGGAUUGGAAGAGCAUCGCCAGGCACGUCGUGGUAUCGAAGUCGCCGACGCAAGUAGCUAGUCACGCGCAGAAGUACUUCAAUCGCAAGGACCGCGCGGAGGAAGAAAAGCUUCGCCGGAGCAUCAACGACACUCACAGCAUCAACGAUACUCCCGGCAUUGGCCACAUCGGAGCGAUGGCGUCCAUGUCCUCGAGCUUGCCAUCUGCCCGUUAUGCCGAUAGUUCCGAGCGCCUCGACUCCUGAGAGCAGAUAUCCCUGUGCAGCUUCUCUGCUUGAUCGAUUGCGUCAGGCCGUUGUUG